AUGAAUGAUAAUAAUGACUGGUUAGAUGAAUCAGAUUUGGUUUAUGGAGAAAAUGGAGGGAAUCUUUCUGAAUCUCAAGAGUUAAGGAAACUAAAGCGUAUUCAUUGGAAAAGGGGAUAUCGUGAUGGUGUCUCUUCAGCAAAAGAAGAAGCAUUACAACAAGGAUUUGAUGAAAAGUUUCCCGAUGGUUGCAAGUCAGGGUUCCAAGUAGGUGAAAUAAUUGGUCGUAUGCAAGUUCUAAAUUCUCUAUUUGGAGACGAAGACGAAGAUCUGAGACAAGAUUUCCACUUAGCAUUGAGGGAACUUAGAAUAUCUAAUGUUCUUACACGGUCUAAUUUUGAUAAUGAGAUGAACAUACUAGGUUCCAAGCCGGCAGUAAUUUCAAAAUGGGAUUCGAUUUUAGUGAAGUACUCUGAGAAAUACUGUGUCUGA
Messenger RNA from Eremothecium cymbalariae DBVPG#7215, 432 nucleotides. It is a transcript of the gene YAE1, whose product is annotated as Yae1p. The coding region runs from base 1 to 432 and encodes 143 amino acids. Lineage: Eukaryota; Fungi; Ascomycota; Saccharomycetes; Saccharomycetales; Saccharomycetaceae. The record is from RefSeq and is a predicted model, not a curated record. The transcript has a single exon.